AUGGGCACAACAAUGGCAGAAUUAGGAAGCAUGGGAAAGUUGGGAGCCAUGGUGGAAGAGCAGCAAGUGAAGCAGACAGUCAUGGACAGACAAUCAGCAGAAGAAUGGCUGUCGCGUGUCCACUCGCUGAUACCAAGCGUCCUCAGCAAGGCCAAAAUGGUUAAGAAUUUUGCAGGACGAUGGAAGACGAUAAUCUCAAAGAUGGAACAGAUUCCAGCUUGCUUGUCUGACCUCUCAAGCCACCCUUGCUUCUCCAAGAACAAGCUCUGCAACGAGCAGUUACAGUCUGUGGCAAAGACGCUAAGCCAAGUGACGGAGCUCGCCGAGUUGUGUUCCACUGACAAGUUCCAAGGGAAGCUGCGUAUGCAGAGCAAUCUCGAUGCUUUGUCUGGAAAACUGGAUUUGAUUCUCAGAGACUGUAUGGUUUUGAUCAAGACCGGUGUUCUUGGCGAAGCUACGUUGCCUCUAUACAUCUCGAGCUCAUCAGAAACACCCAAAAUCUCCAGUUUAAAAGAGCUUCUGGCGAGGCUUCAGAUCGGUCACUUGGAAUCGAAACACAACGCUCUCGAGAGCCUCCUUCGGGUGAUGCAGGAAGAUGAGAAGAUGGUUAUGCCUCUGAUGGGGAGAGCCAACGUGGCAGCUUUAGUUCAACUGUUAACAGCAACUUCCACAAGAAUCAGAGAGAAAGCUGUGAGUCUAAUCAGUUUGUUAGCGGAAUCAGGACACUGCGAUGAGUGGCUCAUCUCCGAAAGUGUGUUGCCUCCUCUGGUGAGGCUCAUCGAAUCAGGAAGUCCUGAGACCAAAGAAAAAGCUGCGAUUGCGAUCCAGAGACUGUCCAUGACUGAGGAGAACGCACGGGAAAUCGCAGGGCACGGCGGAAUCACGCCGCUGAUCGAUCUGUGUAGAAGAGGGGACUCCGUGUCUCAAGCAGCCUCUGCAGCUGCUCUGAGGAACAUGUCAGCAGUUCCAGAGCUGAGACAGUUGCUUGCGGAACAAGGAAUGGUGAGAGUCUCGAUCGAUCUUCUAAACAAUGGGAUAUUGUUAGGAUCGAGAGAACACAUGGCCGAGUGUUUGCAGAAUCUCACUGCAGCGAGCGAAGCUCUACGCGAGGCCAUUGUCUCAGAAGGCGGGAUUCCGAGUCUCUUGGCUCAUCUCGACGGUCCUCUACCGCAAGAACCGGCGGUGACGGCGCUCAGAAAUCUAAUCCCGUCGGUGAAUUCCGAUAUGUGGGUCGAUCUCAAUUUGGUUCCGCGAUUAGCCCACGUGCUCAAAUCAGGAUCUUUAGGCGCGCAACAAGCGGCGGCGGCGGCGAUUUGCCGUUUCGCAUGCUCGCCGGAGACGAAGAGGCUGGUGGGAGAAUCCGGGUGUGUGCCGGCGAUGGUGAAGCUUCUGGAAUCGAAAUCAAGCGGAUGCAGGGAAGCAGCGGCUCAGGCGAUAGCGGCACUGGUGACAGAAGGGCGAAUUCGGCGAGAGCUGAGGAACGACGGGAAGAGCGUGACGAAUCUGGUGAUGCUGCUAGAUUCGAACCCUGGAAACACGGCGAAGAAGUACGCGGUGGCGGGUCUACUGGGGUUGUCGGGAUGCGACAAGAGUAAGAAAGUGAUGGUUUCGUACGGAGCCAUCGGGUAUCUGAAGAAGCUUUCGGAAAUGGAAGUACUCGGCGCCGAUAAGCUCCUCGAGAAGCUUGAAAGAGGGAAACGGAGAAGCUUCUUUCACCGGUGA
Microthlaspi erraticum is the source of this 1722-nucleotide messenger RNA. The record is from the annotation of a GenBank genome assembly. NCBI's taxonomy places the organism in Eukaryota, Viridiplantae, Streptophyta, Magnoliopsida, Brassicales, Brassicaceae.